AUGUCGCUCACGUUCUUCAGUCGUAGUAGAACUUUAGAACUGGAGCACAACUGGUCUCUUAAGUCCGGCACCGUCCAAAGGCGUUGCAUCAGGUCGAAUUAUUCUAGCGUUCAAGGCGCUUCCGACGAGGCGCGAACAGUUCGGGAGCGUUUCGCAAUCUGUUUACGCGCGCGCCGUGCCAAAGAGUCGGAAUUCCGACGAACAUUGCAAAACGCCAAGUCGGCGUCCACACACUUCAGCGGUCGCGUUUGGCAAUGCCGGUGGAAAUCGGAGACCUUGACCCCGCCGCCCGACCCUCGUGGCCGGGUUCCACGUCUCGCUUCCACCAAGUCGGCCGUGCUGUACAUAACGAAGUGCGAAUGGGCGGGCAAGAAAUUUAUGUGGAAACGCCAACUAGAUCAAUGGCGAAAGAGGCGGGAAGCGGCGCGGGAGGGGGGCGCGGGUGACCUUCGCGCGUUGAUGCAAUGUCGCCGUGUCAUUGACCACGCUCGCUGCGAGCAAACAGUUGCAGCUAAACCCCCCCCCCCCCCCCCCCCCCUCCCACCCACUGCCUCCCGGUUCCCCGUCGGCAGUCUAUCGCCCACCCCGCCGCCGAGCCCUGCACAAGUCGCCUUCGCAGUUCGCCUGUAUCGCUAUGGCAUAGCGGCUAUGCUG
This is a messenger RNA of Iphiclides podalirius (scarce swallowtail), 654 nucleotides long. The record is from the annotation of a GenBank genome assembly. NCBI's taxonomy places the organism in Eukaryota, Metazoa, Arthropoda, Insecta, Lepidoptera, Papilionidae.